AGCUGCUGAAAUUCAGAACAAAAAGGAUAAAAGAUUUUGCAAAAAAUAUGUUACCAUUCACAGACAAUUCGUGAUUUAUACUUUAUUAAAAAGGAACUUCAAGAGAGACAACAUGAGAAUUUACAUAGUUCUAGCAUUUUUUUGCUAUUUAGCAUUGGCAUUGGCUGAACACAAAGACUGUAAGACGCAAUCUGACUGUGGAGAAGAUGAAUGUUGUCUUAAUAAUUUGUUUUUUAAGCGUCCACACUGCUACCCAAGAUACGGCGCAGGUAAGCGUUGUAUAACUUUAUCAAGGUAUGACGAAGACAAGGAUCAAUUUUUAGUAUCAUGUCCUUGUGUUAAAGGUCACGAAUGUAAAGGUGAAGAAGUAGAAGAAGAUGGAUAUACCAUUGUGAAGAAUCCAAAAUGCGUCUAAAAAGCAAUUUAAGAACCAGGAA
Molecule: messenger RNA, 437 nt
Organism: Parasteatoda tepidariorum (common house spider)
Lineage: Eukaryota; Metazoa; Arthropoda; Arachnida; Araneae; Theridiidae
Product: toxin CSTX-20
Source: RefSeq, a predicted model, not a curated record